AUGACGCAAAGAAGAAGAGACCCCAUCACCGACGCUUCCUCUCGAAGCGGCAGCAGCAGCGCUAGUAGCAGCAUGUCCAGUCUACCAGAUCCUGGCCAGUCACCAAGCAGAGGCAGGUCGCGGCGCAAGAGGCGAUCCACCAACGGGAGACGCCACAAUAAUAAUGAUCAUGAAGAACCCUUUUGGUGGACAUUUGCCAAGGUGGGAGGGUAUCUCCUCAUUUUCUGUGCCACGUGUUACAUUUUACUACUCCAACGACGCUUGUCCUCGUCGGCAGCCCAGGAGGAAUCUUUUCUUCGACACGAAACGUUACAAGGCAACAACAACCACAACAACAAUCAAGGCGGACUGCCACACCGUCCCAAAUCGAAUCCUCCACCGCUUCUAGUGCCCAGCAUUGGAGUCUAUGAACAAGAAUUGGCGCGGCAAGACACCUUUGGAAUUGCCUACCAGUAUCUAUUACCCCAAAAUUACAGUAUUGAAACUGCUUCCCAAAAGAAGGCAAACAAGAAACUCUCGGGGUUUGCCAAAGAAUCGGCAUUGCUGCUCCAACAAUUCACAACACUAGUGGGAGGAGAAGAGGAGGCAAGAGCCAUCUUGCAGCGCAGUCUACUCAGUCAAGCUCCUUCCUCCUCCCAAAACAAAGAGGGGGCUCCUCGCAAUCUCGCCACCCGCUUGCAACACAUUCUCCACCAAAAGGAUGGUGCAUUCCAGGUUGUCAUUCUUGGUAGCACAGCAGCCGCAGGGUCAGGAGUGCUCCACAAUCAAUCCUAUGCCUCUGUCCUGCAAAACAACAUGGAACCAAUCUUUCAAUCGGUCGGUAUUCGCUGGAAUGUUACCAACUUGGCCAUUGAAGACACGGCCGAGUUUCCCACCAUUUGGUGCCUCGAUCAUUUCAUUUCUACAAUACAAUUUCCUGAUGUCAUAAUCUGGGAUUAUGGAUACACAUCCACUGCGGAUAGUCUGGAGGCAUUUCUACGCAAUGUAGUCGCUGCCGCCACCCAGCACAAUCGGCCGUUGCCCUUUUUGAUCUUUCGAGACAACAAACACCCCACGUACAAUGAUCAACGAGACAGCCUGCUGCAGACAUAUGUCGAUCACAAUGUCUUGAUGGAGCCUGUAUUGGUGCAUGCCGAUCGGGCGGCAGCACCCUACUUUCGAAUGAAUCGAGAACAUCUUCCAGUGGCGUUCCAGGGCUGGAGGUCCCAUGCCACUUUACCAGGAGAUGCUCGAUUGACAGUUCCCCAUCACGGCAUGAUUGGAUGGCUGUUAUCCAUGCAUCUGUUGAGUGCCCUGGAACUCGUCGUGGCCAGCCCACAGACUGGAAUAUUACCGGCAUCCAAGCACAGCAGCCACUGUAGUAAGCUUGCCACCUCCCUUUGUCAUUCAAAAGACCACUCGACAAAGUUGGACGUAUGA
This is a messenger RNA of Seminavis robusta, 1419 nucleotides long. NCBI's taxonomy places the organism in Eukaryota, Bacillariophyta, Bacillariophyceae, Naviculales, Naviculaceae. The record is from the annotation of a GenBank genome assembly.